Molecule: messenger RNA, 1422 nt
Organism: Lagenorhynchus albirostris (white-beaked dolphin)
Lineage: Eukaryota; Metazoa; Chordata; Mammalia; Artiodactyla; Delphinidae
Gene: GABRB3
Product: gamma-aminobutyric acid type A receptor subunit beta3
Exons: 9
Coding region: 1-1422 (473 amino acids)
Biological process (GO): monoatomic ion transmembrane transport; chemical synaptic transmission; signal transduction
Cellular component (GO): GABA-A receptor complex; synapse; membrane
Molecular function (GO): extracellular ligand-gated monoatomic ion channel activity; GABA-A receptor activity; neurotransmitter receptor activity
Source: RefSeq, a predicted model, not a curated record
AUGUGCUCCGGGCUCCCGGCUCUCCUGCUGCCCAUCUGGCUCUCCUGGACCCUGGGGACGCGAGGCUCAGAGCCCCGCAGCGUGAACGAUCCUGGGAACAUGUCCUUUGUGAAGGAGACGGUGGACAAGCUGUUGAAAGGCUACGACAUUCGCCUAAGACCCGACUUCGGGGGUCCCCCGGUCUGCGUGGGGAUGAACAUCGACAUCGCCAGCAUAGACAUGGUUUCCGAAGUCAACAUGGAUUACACCUUGACCAUGUAUUUUCAACAAUACUGGAGAGAUAAAAGGCUCGCCUAUUCUGGGAUCCCUCUCAACCUCACGCUGGACAAUCGAGUGGCUGACCAGCUCUGGGUGCCUGACACAUAUUUCUUAAAUGACAAAAAGUCAUUUGUGCAUGGAGUGACAGUGAAGAACCGCAUGAUCCGCCUCCACCCCGACGGGACGGUGCUCUACGGGCUCAGAAUCACCACGACCGCAGCAUGCAUGAUGGACCUGAGAAGAUACCCUUUGGAUGAGCAGAACUGCACUCUGGAGAUUGAAAGCUAUGGCUACACCACAGAUGACAUUGAAUUUUACUGGCGCGGUGGUGAUAAGGCUGUUACUGGAGUGGAGAGAAUUGAGCUCCCACAGUUCUCCAUCGUGGAGCAUCGUCUGGUCUCCAGGAAUGUUGUCUUUGCCACAGGUGCCUACCCUCGGCUCUCACUGAGCUUUCGGUUGAAGAGAAACAUUGGAUACUUCAUUCUCCAGACCUACAUGCCCUCUAUCCUAAUUACAAUUCUCUCAUGGGUGUCCUUCUGGAUCAAUUAUGAUGCAUCUGCGGCUAGAGUUGCCCUUGGGAUCACCACCGUGCUGACCAUGACGACCAUCAACACACAUCUUCGGGAGACGUUGCCCAAAAUCCCCUAUGUCAAAGCCAUUGACAUGUACCUCAUGGGCUGCUUUGUCUUUGUGUUUCUGGCCCUUCUGGAGUAUGCCUUUGUCAACUACAUUUUCUUUGGAAGAGGCCCUCAAAGGCAGAAGAAGCUUGCGGAAAAGACCGCCAAGGCAAAGAAUGACCGUUCAAAGGGUGACAGCAACCGGGUGGAUGCUCAUGGAAAUAUUCUGUUAACAUCGCUAGAGGUUCACAAUGAAAUGAAUGAGGUCACAGGUGGCAUUGGUGAUACCAGGAAUUCAGCAAUAUCCUUUGACAACUCAGGAAUCCAGUACAGGAAACAGAGCAUGCCUCGGGAAGGGCAUGGGCGACACAUGGGGGACAGAAGCAUCCCGCACAAGAAGACCCAUCUACGGAGGAGGUCUUCACAGCUCAAAAUUAAAAUCCCUGAUCUAACCGAUGUGAAUGCCAUAGACAGAUGGUCCCGGAUCGUGUUUCCAUUCACUUUUUCUCUUUUCAACUUAGUUUACUGGCUGUACUAUGUUAACUGA